Hyaloscypha bicolor E is the source of this 1418-nucleotide messenger RNA. RefSeq lists its product as uncharacterized. The transcript has 6 exons. The record is from RefSeq and is a predicted model, not a curated record. Lineage: Eukaryota; Fungi; Ascomycota; Leotiomycetes; Helotiales; Hyaloscyphaceae. The coding region runs from base 108 to 1418 and encodes 436 amino acids.
CUAAGUGAGGCUGCGCUAGGCUACGCUGGCAGCAGAUUUCCUCCGCCUAACACAUUAUCGAACACGAAUUUCUGAACCACUUUGCAGCAGUUGUAGGACGGUGCAGCAUGGUAUCCAGAAGGCCGAGAUCGUCUCGCCAGCCAGACGCAACCAAACAUGACACCGUUCAGAGACCAGCGAAGAAACGACGCACUGGAACAAGGAACGACGCUCCGCUAGAGUCCUUGGAGCCGACCGCUGAUUCCAACAAGUCACAAUGGACUACAUAUCGAGUGAGCCCAAUACCGAAUACCUACAACGCAACCUCCUUCCACGACGCUCUUCGUAUCAGUCUUCGGCUCGAAUCACAUACAACAUUGACCAUCCACUCCUUCGGUUCGGACUGGUCGCAGCAGAGAACCGCAACGAUCACAUUCAGCGACACUCCUUCCGGGCUAUACUCAGUUGGGGUUGAUGAUGUCUGCGGCAAGACAACAGAAUGGAAGGUGAACAUUGUUCAUCCAUUGUCUACACAAACCGACACUGUGUGCAUUGAUACACACUUUAAGGGUUUUACACCUGUUUCCCCGCUUGCUAAUGACGAGGAACAUUUGAUUGACUGUAUUGCUAUACAUGGCUGGGGAAGUCAUGCGCUUGGAGGAUUCAAAGCCCAUAAUGAUACUUACAUGUGGCUUCGAGAUUCCCUGGCCAAGGACCUUCCUCGAUUACGGGUAUUCAUAUACGGAUACGCAUGUGAUUUGACCACGGCCGAAUCGAUCAGUGGGGUUGAUGAUUACGCAGAUACCCUUAGGCGGCUGCUUAGGAACAGGCGGGUACCCCUGGUGUUCAUUGCUCACAGCCUUGGUGGCAUAGUCCUCAAACAUGCACUUAUACGGAUGAAGGAGAGUUCUGAUGAUGACGACAAUUACAAUCUGAUUUCAGUCUAUGGAGCCUUGUUUUUCGGCGUGCCCAGCCAAGGCAUGGAUACCGAAGCAUUGGCGGCGAUGGUCGGAGACAAACCUCAACGAUACGAUUUGUCCCUGCUCGACCAAGAGGUGGGCCAUCGACUACGGCACCGCCAACACGAAGAUUUCUGUAGAGCUUUGGACUUCAAAGACUCAAAAAUCAUCCAGUUCUUUGAAACGAGGAAGACGUCUACCGUCAUUGAGGUAGUUACAAAGAAGUGGACACGUGCUGGUCCGAAGAAGUUGCUCGUCAAUCCUGCGUCAGCAACCUUCGGUCGCCCAUGGGAAACUUCGGAUGAUUUCAAAGUGUCUAUUGACGCGGAUCAUAGCGAUAUGGUGAAAUUUUCCCAGUUUGAUCAAGACGGCUAUAUCAAGGCACGAGAUGAACUACGAAGGUUUGCAGAGCAGGCUAUGACUGUAAUAGAAAAGAGACUUCAGCAUAGAUCUAUAAAUAGUACCAUCCCGCUUCCUUAA